Artibeus jamaicensis (Jamaican fruit-eating bat) is the source of this 1461-nucleotide messenger RNA. RefSeq names its product small cell adhesion glycoprotein (gene SMAGP). Bases 601 to 888 code for a protein of 95 amino acids. The record is from RefSeq and is a predicted model, not a curated record. Lineage: Eukaryota; Metazoa; Chordata; Mammalia; Chiroptera; Phyllostomidae. The transcript is spliced from 4 exons.
CAGAGGGAAAGCGGGCCCCGGGUUCACAUCCCGUACCCCGCCCCAUCCCAGCCCCGGAGCGAGGGAGGAAGCGGCUCCGGAUGGAGGGUGAAGUGACAAUCGGAGAAGGAAAAGCAGCCUUUCCUCCUGGGGGGACAGAGGCCGCCGGGCGAGCAGAGCGAACCUGCAGAGGGCGGUUUCUCUCCUCUUUUCCUGUCCCACCCAUUCGGCCGGCCCGCCCACCCCCACUCGCUGGCCUCCGCAGCUAACUCUGCGCGUCUCUCCGCGGCUUCCUGCACUGGGCGCCCUUCGGUGGGUCUGCGCGAACCUCCACGGUUCCCGCCCCCCUCGAGUUCAAAAGGACUCGCUGGGUGGCGCCGGCCCUUCCGCGCCAGCCCGUCCGACUAGUAAGGUGAGCACGUGGAGGAGGGGAGCCGAGGAGGGCGGAGAGCCAGGCGAGCCCGAGCGCCCACACUCGCACUGCAGCCGCCCCGGCCCGGGAAGGAACUGAAAUCGAGCGGGGCCGCAGCUCGGCCCUGGGCUGGAGCCUCCUGUCUCGGCUGCUGGGCUACCCCGAGUGCAGAUCUGCUAGUGCCUCAAGGUGCCCAUCUGCUUGCUGCAAUGACUAGCUUCCCAACCACGCCUUCUCCAAGAGAACUGACCACCCCAAUUCAGCAGGUCACUGAGACUCUGCCCCCAGAUGUGGAAGCCAGCACAGCGCUCAUUGCAGUUGUUAUCACCGUGGUCUUCCUCACCCUGCUGUCAGUCGUGAUCUUGAUCUUCUUUUACCUGUACAAGAACAAAGGCAGCUACGUCACCUAUGAACCUGCAGAAGGAGAGCCCAGCACCAUCCUUCAGAUGGAGAGUGAAUCAGCCAAGGGCAGGGAGAAGGAGGAAUAUUUCAUCUAGUGAUCCCCAGGCCUCAAGGAGCUUAUCCAGGCUCCAGUGCUAACACACUGACUAUUUAUUAGGUGAAACUUCUAUCUGAAACCAGUGAGAAGCAUUGAUUGAUACGGGCAAACCUGAGCUCCUCCCAGGAGGAGGCCCAAAUCCAGCAUCCCUGACCCCAGGAACCAGGGGCAUGGAGAAAGCUACUUAUGUCUUUAGGCAGGCCUUUGCACACUGCAGUGUUUGUGACUGACCAACAAGGUGGACCCAUACUAGGCAACAUUUGAGUAUGUGCCCAGUCAUCUUCAGUUUUUUCACAAGUCAAAGGGGAGAAGGGGAGUUAGGGUCACCGGCUGCUCCUCUGUCCCCUGCCUGGUCACCUAGUGAUAGCCCGAGUGGAGAUGGCAUCCAUACUCCUUCCCAGAAGCUGGAUGCCACAGUGAAAGGCCAGGCCAGGAGAGACAGGCCAUGUAGAGACCUUACCUCCUGGUCAACGUGCAGCAUCCCUUCAUCUGAGUCCAUCCUUUCGGUAUUCCCUCAUGUCGUACUUAAUGCUAUUUUUAUCAGAAUUAAAAUUUUUCAUUGACUCAGAAA